ACUUCCGGUUUGAUAAUGUCUUCCUUUGCACUCUUCACAUCAUGUUGCAGCGAAUUUCCGUCUGGUGAACUUAUUAGACAAAUAUUGAAUGUUGAUGAUUUACCAUCAGCCGACCCCUUGAUUGAGAAUAUAUUUGGGUAUGACUGGCACGUAGAUACCAAAUACUACACUGCAGAGACCAAAUUGUGCUGUACAUCAAGAAGAACUAUUGGAGAUGAAUCGUUUGCAGAAAAUGUCCAUGCAUUCAUUGUAUAUUUCAAUGCAGAAGAGAGCAAGACCUUCGACCUGGCCAAGUCCUGGCUUCCCUACCUGAAGCAGAUUAAACCAGCAGUACAGAUCCUUGUCUGCAAGUCAUGCUCAGAGAACACCUGUGUUAAAAAGGUCACUGCACAGGAAUGGUGCAUUGAUAACAAUUUUGAGCUGGUGGAGUUAUGCCCCCUGGAAGAAAGUGACUGUGAAGAUGACUUCCAAGAAACAACAGGAACCAAGAGGAUAAUUCAGGCGUUACAUGCCUACACUUGGCCUGAUCUCAUCAUGAAAGAGAGACCAAGUUUCCGUAGCCCCUACAUGACAGAGUUAAUGAAAGAAGAAUCCUCAAGGAAGUCACAUGAGUCGGAGAAGCCGCUGGACCGGGAUGCUGAAGAGCCUAACAAUAGACUGGGUGACACAGCAGUGAAUGGAGAGCUUGAAGGACUUGGUUGUAACGGUGUUGUAAGUGGUACCACAGACUUGUGUUCUGGUGAUACUCCAGCGGCUGCUACAGGAAAAUCAAAGAAGACAUCAGUUAAUGUUAUAGAUUCCAUGUUACCGUUUGAAGACGCUGCUCUCUUUGAAGCUGUCGGAGCAGAUGAUCCCGGAGGAGAAUCUUUUGAAAAAUUGUUUGCAAAUUUUCGUCUAAUGAAGGAAAAGGCUGAAUCAUUACCACUUGAGGAGAGAAAGAUAUAUGCUGAACAGGUUGCUACAUCAUUUUGGCAAGCUAUUGGAGGUGAAGAUAGUGAUGAGGACACAUGAUGCCAUCAGCAGAACCAGCCCCUUCCUCGUCUCCAGUAGCGUAUGGACGGCAAUCCAUACACUAGACAUAGAGAUUCAAAUGGCACUCUACAGCAUGGAUGUCAGACUGAUUACAUGUAAUUGGCUGCCAAUAUCAAGUCUAUUUUAAUUCAGUAGCAUGAUCUGUGAAUUUGUAUGUGAUAUGGUGCUUUACAUUUGAAAACUAAUAACUGCAAUUUUUACUCUGUUACAAAAUGUUUUAGUAUUCAAGUGAAGUAUAUUAUUUAUAAUACCUAAACUGGUUAUCGAAAUGGGUUGAAUUGGUAUUGAACACAGUUUCCAGCAAUUGGAUACCAUUCAUUAAUGGACCAACUUGUUGGAUCAAGGGAUUUUGUUGGAUUUCUUUUUUUAUUUAACUUCUAUUUAUGGAAUUAUAGAAAGGUUGUGACUAAUUUGUUAUAUUGUCCUAGUCUCUAUAUAGCCGAGCUUGUGUCUUUUUCUCUAUAAUGAUAUGGAGAAGCUACUAUCUCAACAACAAAAUGGGGAAGCUACUAUCUCAACACCAAAUCAGGAAGCUAUCUCCACGAUAUGUGUAAGCUACAUUCCUCACAAUGUUAAGAAGCUAGGUAAUGCUAUGGGGAAGCCAUCAUCUGAAAGUCAUGGGGAAGCUACUUUCUCUUACCCCUAGGUUUGAGACAGGGGGAUUCCCCUAUUAAUAACAAUUGUAUGACAUCACGUCAACAGUACAAUGGUGUCACAUCAACAAUGCAUCAAGGUCACAUCAACUUUGCAUUUAGCCUGUAACCUUAACAUCACAUUAUGUAUGAUAUGAUAAACAAUUGGUGAACAGGGUAAGAGGAAAAGAAUCAAUCCCCCUUCUCGAGGUUAUAUUGGUAAUCUCAACCCAUGGGUGGUAAUCUCAACCCAUGGGCAAAGAUUCUUAAGUUGCCAAACACUCGACAAAUCCUCCAAAAUGUUAUGGGGAAGCUACGUUAUUCACAGUGAUAUGAAAAAGCUAACUCCGCAAUAUGGGGAAGCUAUUAUCUACACAUUGCUAUUUGGGAAACUACUAUCUCCACAAUGCUAUCAAGAAGCUACCAUCUCCUCAGUCGACAAUGCUAUUUGGCAUGAGAAACUACUAUCUCCUCAAUGCUAUGGAGAAGCUACCAUCUCCUCGGUCCACAAUGCUAUGGAGAAGCUACCAUCUCCAUGGUCCACAAUGCUAUGGGGAAACUUCUUCCUGAGAUCGGUAUUGAUCUGAAGUGCAAUCUCUGAGUAUGAAACCAUAAACCAUUCCAAGGACAUGUGUGUUGUUGUAUGCUCAUUGUUUAUUAUAAAUAUCAGAUACAAGUGUGCUUAGUGUUGGAUAUAAAUGUUAUAGUAAAUUCUGUUACAGUAUUUAUAUUGUUAGUUUAACCAAACCGAAUCUUGAUCAUGUUAGUUAUCUGUAUGAGCAGUAUACAGUAAAAUUUUGUAAAUAAUGAGAACGUUCAUAAGCUCACUUGGUCAGAAGUACAUAUUUGUCUUCUUCUUUUGACUCCUGAAGAAACGUCAUCAAAUUUAGGUGAAAGGGAUCCAAAAGCUGCUAUGUGGGGCCAAAAAGGGGUAAUUUGGACAUUGUUUCAGGCAAUUUCUCCGGUGGAACUUUCAGAUAGAAAUCAGCCAUAUUUGUUGUUUAUUGCAACAGCAAAAACGUCAAACACAAGAUGUUCAAGAUAAAAUGGGCCAAAUAAAGACACCCCAGUCAUCAUUAGGUCAAAUGCAGUAUACAUAUUGGUAAGAUGAAUUGUCAUGUACAAAAAUUGGGCCUUCUGACUAACUAUAUACAGAGUUUAUUGGUCUUUCGGUAAUUUUUAAAAUUAGAUUUUGUCUCGAGCAUAUGAUAUCUUCCUUAAUACUUCACCUACGUUCAUCAUUUAUGUAUUUGGGAAGUUAGAGUAUAUUUUGCAUCCUGACUUUGGGGCUCAUGACCUACUUAACACUGAAGUCCAUAGUCCUUUGAUUAUUUUUAAUUAUGAAGUUUGUCUGGAACAUAACUUCCUUACUGAUUUACCUAAUCACCAGACUUGCUAUACUUAUGUAGCUUGGGAAUUAAGGCAGAUUGAGUGUCACAUAAUGAAUUCCAGUCACCCAAGCAUGUAUAUAUAGAGUAAGGUUUGAAACCAACGGUGAUCCUGGCCAAAAUAUCCUUCCUAUUUACUCCAUGUUCAAACUAAAUACACCUCUGGAUCUUAGCCUUGAAGAUAGGGUGAAAAAGCAUUGUGUAUGAUUUAUCUUUCAAAUGGUAAUACAAAAAAUAUCACACCUCCCCCAGGGUCAAUAAUCUGUGAUAACAAUGCUCUGUAUUUAGAUUGAACUGGAUGUGUACAAAAAAGUAUGGUUGUCUUUCAUUGGUAAGCUUGAGAAAAUAAAAACGUCGCAAGCAGA
This is a messenger RNA of Mizuhopecten yessoensis (Yesso scallop), 3417 nucleotides long. Its product is annotated as alpha- and gamma-adaptin-binding protein p34-like. Lineage: Eukaryota; Metazoa; Mollusca; Bivalvia; Pectinida; Pectinidae. The transcript has 9 exons. Bases 16 to 1011 code for a protein of 331 amino acids. The record is from RefSeq and is a predicted model, not a curated record.